Molecule: messenger RNA, 1582 nt
Organism: Hordeum vulgare subsp. vulgare (domesticated barley)
Lineage: Eukaryota; Viridiplantae; Streptophyta; Magnoliopsida; Poales; Poaceae
Product: probable pectinesterase 56
Exons: 3
Coding region: 60-1190 (376 amino acids)
Biological process (GO): cell wall modification
Molecular function (GO): pectinesterase inhibitor activity; pectinesterase activity
Source: RefSeq, a predicted model, not a curated record
CACUGCCACUGCCACAAGUCACAACCAAGUCCGUCCAAGAGAGCGAGCGCCCGCCAGCCAUGGCGUUGCCUACCACGUUGAAGCUGCUCCUUGUUCUCGUGGUCGUGGGCUUGGACGCAACCACCACGGCCGCUCCUGGGGUCCUCGGCGGAGGAAAGCACCACCACCACCGCGGCAUCCUGAGCACCCCCGUCCGCCGGCUCAAGCCGGACGUGAGGGUCUCCAAGGUGGGCGCCGGCGACGUUGCCACCAUCGCUGAGGCGAUGGUGCUGGCGGCCAAGCCCAGAGUCAGACAAGAACACUUCAUCAUCUACGUCAUGCAAGGUACGUACGACGAGCACAUCCUCGUCCAAUCCGAAGAUGUCGUGCUGCUGGGCGACGGCAUGGGGCGGACAAUCAUCACGGGGAGGUUAUCCAACAAAACCGGUCACAUCGUGACAGAGUCUGCCACAUUAACUGUGAUGGGAGACCGGUUCUUGGCACGCGACGUGACGAUCAGGAACACAGCCGGUGACCCGGAUGACCAUCAAGCCGCAGCUCUCCUCGUCGAGUCGAACCAAUCCGUCUUCUACCGCUGCCAAAUCCAAGGGUAUCAAGACACCCUUAUGGCUAAACAAUUCCUCCAGUUUUACCGCGAGUGCGAAAUAUCAGGUACAAUCGAUUUCAUAUUCGGUGACGCGACAGCCGUGUUCCAGGACUGCCUCAUCUACGCACGCCGGCCGGUUCUGGGCGAACACGACAUCAUCACCGCUCAAGGCCGCGAAGCACAUCUCGGUGGUUCAGGGUUCGUGCUGCAGAACUGCAACAUCACCACAGCGCCCGGGGAGAGUCUUAAGGGCGUGCAGACUUACCUGGGGCGUCCCUGGAAAGAUCAUGCAACCGUGGUGUACAUGUUAUGCAGCAUCGACGACAUCAUCCACGCGGACGGGUGGGUGGCUUGGAACAAGGACAAGCCCACGGAACGCGUAAAAGGCGGCGUCAAGCCUGGCCACGAGGACCACAUUUUCUAUGGCGAAUUCGGAAACUACGGCGCCGGCGCCAAUGUCGACCACCGCGUCGACUGGCAUGGGUUCUAUCGCCUCAGCGAGGCACAAGCUAGGCUGUACACGCCGGGGAGGUUCAUCCAGGGAGGCGCCUGGCUUCCCCAGACAGGGGUCCCACACUAUCUUGGCCUCCGUGAUGGUGAGUAGCCUCCCGUGCAUCCAUCCAUCCUACCUGCCUCUGCCUGCUGCUGCCGUUUGAGUUAAUUUGAGGAGCAAUCUGUUUGUUUCUCUAGUGGAAUAUCGUGUUAUUUGUUGUACCUGUAGUAAGUAUAGUGGUAGUAGAGCAGCAGGAGUAGCAUGCAGUACUGCAUCAGUAUUGUACGAGAAUGUGUCGAGGAGGAUGUGAUGGAUUCUUCAGCUGUCAGUCGGCCAAUUAGCUAGCUUCUGAGCACCAUUGGCCCAAUAAAGUAACGUAAGAACACUGCAUGCAUGGGAUGGGAGUGGGACCCCCUAGCUAGCUACGAGCUAGGGCAGCAGUCCAUAGUAAACUUGUGUUCAGUGUUGUUUGUGCGUGUGAUCAGACCUGUGAUGUAUCCAUU